UCAAGGUCACUUUUUUGUUCGAAGGUCGUUUCGGUUUGGGCCGCUAUUCUUUAGAGUCACCCUAAUUUUCGAAUGAAACAACAGGUUUUAUUAAAAGAAAAUGGAUUAUGUGAGACUCAACUAUCUGAACGUUUUUAAAUAAUUGAUAUCAUCCAUUGGGUUGUAUGACUCCAUUGGACACAUUGAGAACUUGUGACCUCUUCAAGUUGACCUUUAAAGACUCAAACCAAUGCUGGUUUCAUGCAUCUUGCUGGAUUCUGGGCGUAAUGAUAGGUGACAACAUUGGAUUAUAAACCUCCCUAUGCUGCAAAAUAUAAGCCCAUUAAGACUGUUGCUCUCACUGAUAAUAUUGUGUAUAAACUUUUGGCCGUUGCAGUUGUCACUUCAGUCCUCAUUACCACAAAGAGAAAACGUCACUUAUCAGUUCCAUGCUGGUGCAGACAUCCAUUUGAAAUGCGGGGAAGACUUGCACUUAGAGCCUACACUUGUGAUUUGGCGGGAUCCGCUCAAUAAAACUACUUCUAAACCAACUUUAAUGCUAAUGAAUGUCACAGUUGCACAGUCCGGUGAAUACUACUGCCAGCUAUACCGUAAUAAAGACAUGGUAUUUCAUCAGUCGACUUUUGUUCUGAUACAAGGUAAACCAUCUCACCCCAUUUCAAUACAUGCACAGGCGUUAUCGGAAAGUUCAUUAAAUGUUUCUUGGACUGCUGGAGCCAAUCAAAACAGUCCUAUCUCACUCCAUUCUGUUUACCUCCACGAUGAGAAUGGUUUGGUGUUACAGAAGAACGUUUCGUUUCCACUAUCUGGUACAACACUUCAUAAUUUAAAACCAUAUACUUGCUAUACUUUGUUUGUCCGUGCUUUGAACGAUGUUGGCUGGAGUGACUUCAGUAAUCCCGAACAUUUAUUAACUCUUCCUGGUUUGCCUGUUGCACACCCAACAGUCCAUGUGAUCAAUGUGUCGAGUCAUUCCAUUUUCAUAGGCGUUGAAAACACAAAUCUUAAAGGAGUGAAACCGGAUAAUGCCAAAAGAUGUUCAAACCAGGAUACUCGAUUCGCAACGUCUCUUCUUGGUCCUUUAACAGCCUAUGUUGUCACAGUUGCCACUAUGCAGCCCUAUAAACUUAUUUCAAAGGGGCAGCAUCAUGCAUCUACAUCUUAUCCACAGGUUUUAGUCAUAUCACCUCUGAAUCCAUUCACACGAUACAAUCUAUCUUUCGCUAUUUACAAUGGUCGUUUUGUGGGUCCGUCUUCUUCACUUGUCGUUUCAACAACAGAAGGAAUUCCAGAAAAACCCAAAAUAAUCAAUUCAAAGAGUUCAUCAAAUUCAGUGAUGAUCAGCUGGGAGAAUGAAACUGUUACUGUUGGAAAAAUAAUUGCUUAUAAAGUAGAGCUACAUACAUGUCCUGGGAAUGACACUGUGAUAUCAAAGAGGUUGAAAGCUGUUCAGCUGAAUGCAACAUCUCAACACUUUGCAUUUGAAAAUCUGGAUCCCAGCACAUGUUAUGCUGUUCGCUUGGCGUCUGCUACAAAAGCCGGGUUCAGCAAUUUCAGCGAAAUUGAAGUUCAAACAGAAUCAAAAGCUCCAUCACCACCUUUUGUUGUGGGCGCUUCUUUUUUGGAAACAAACGAGAUUCUGGUCAACUGGACAUGUACAAACGAAUGCUCGUUGGUUUUAAAAAAACCAAGAUUUUCAGUGUGCUGGUAUUUUCACUCAUUUCCUUCUGAAAAAAAGUGUCUACCCACUCAAACAUCAAAUAAAAUGAAAUCAGCCUACUGUUAUUGUGAUGAACAAGAAAAAUUCCAAUGGACGAUUUUUCCAUCUUCCUCUAUUUUUGAUGAAGCAAAAUCUGGUCGAAUAAUUUUCACUGUUCGCUCAAGUAUUCCAAGAAUGAAUUGUGCUGAUUACCAACAAGACUGUGAAAUUCAAAGUGAUGACUCCAAUAUUGUAAUUUUAGAUCUUUUAUCUUCCCCGUCACAUCGACGUCUUCAGACUACACGAAAGUAUGAUUUUAAUGUUACAAUCGGUGCAAUAGUAUCCUUUACACUGCUGAUUUUCUUCUGUGUCAUAAUUGCAGCUUGUUUUGCCAAUCGAGUGCAUUGUUUCACUGUCAUGUGUCUGACAGGGGCUUCGUGUUAUCGUAAAGCAGAUGUACCAGCUAAAUAUCGUCGAGUGACACCAUUUCGUUUGAGUAAAACUAAUCAUAAGGCAAUUUCAAGCGCAGAUUUUCGUGACCACGUCAACGCUUGUCAUGCUGAUGAUGAUGCUGGAUUUCAAGCUGAAUUUGAAUCGUUGGAGCAGAAUGUUCAAAAUGAUUGGCCAACAUCUGUUGCUCGAUCCCCAGAGAAUAUUGCAAAAAAUCGAUAUUCCAACAUUUUGGCUUAUGACCACUCAAGAGUUGUUCUCAAAGAAACCGGAACAAAAAGUGAUUAUAUUAAUGCAAACUAUGUGGAUGGUUAUCAUCGUCGAGCAGCAUACAUAGCUGCACAAGGCCCUAUUCCAUCAACUUUUGAUGAUUUUUGGUUGAUGGUAUGGGAGCAAAUGUCCAAUGUAAUUGUUAUGAUAUCUAAUUUUGUUGAACGUGGUCGGCGAAAAUGUGAUAAAUAUUGGCCUAGUUCAGGUCAACAAACCUAUGGGAAUAUAUCAGUUCGUAUUGUUUCCGAGGUUGUACGAGCAUUCUACACCUUCCGGGUGUUCUCUAUCCGUAAUAUCAAAGCUAAACGUAGUUCUAAAGAUCGUUUUGUCUAUCAUUAUCAGUAUACAGAUUGGAGAGAUUUUGAUGUACCACCAUCUCCACUUCCAGUAUUGAAAUUUGUAGAAGCUUCUAUUACUCACUGGACAUUAGAAAAGGGUCCAAUUGUGGUGCAUUGCAGCGCUGGUGUUGGUCGAACUGGUACUUACAUCUGUAUUGAAAGUUUAAUACGUCAGCUUAAAGUGGAACAGGCUGUUUCUGUUCGUGGAUUUUUGGAGCAUAUACGCCAACAACGCAUGAAACUUGUACAGACAGAACAACAAUAUGCUUUUAUUCAUGAUGCAUUAUGCGAAUAUAUACUAUAUCCGUGUCAUUCAAUUCAUCCGCUACACUUCAGUGAUUAUGUGAGACAUUUAUAUGAAUUAGAUCAUGCAGGUGUAUCGAACUUAAAGAAACAAUUUGAUAUGUGUAUGGAUUUCGGAUACAACUCCAUUGGCGGCAUUACGAACUCGGGUAAUUCAAUUGUGGAUCAAAUGAAAUUGCCUAUAUCUACAGCUCUUUCUGAUAGUUUAGGCAUUGAUUUUUCUAUUCUUCAUGGAUUCCUAAAUGUCUGUGAGUAUAUUGUUAUUCGGCAUCCAUUAGGCAAUAAUAUUACUGACUUUUGGAAAAAAGUAUGGGAUGCUAAUUCAUCGUUGAUUGUAUGUCUGUCCGAUGAAAGUUUAACACCAUUUUGGCCAGAUGAAAUUGAACAGACAAGAACUAUUGGCUGGUUACACAUAAAUUUUACCCGUAAGGAACAAUGUAGUGAUUCUUUGGUACGCUUCCAAUUCUUACUAACAUCUGAUCGAGAGGAUUAUGCCCUACCUUUUACACUAUGGCAGUUUAAUAGAUGGCCAUCUGUUGAAUUGGAAAAUCCACAAGAAUCAAGAAUUGCUUCCGAGUUACUUGAAUUGGCAACGCAUUUAACACAGGAUAAUUUGAAAUUUCCAAGUUCAUCUGCGCCUGUCGUCCUAGUAGAUGAAACUGGUGGUUAUCGAGUGGGUACAUUCUGUGCAAUUCGUAUUCUAAUCAGUCAAUUUAUGGAUGAUUUCCUUCUCGAUGUCUAUUUUGUUUUUAAGAUGUUAUGUCUUCAACGACCUCAUAUAUUUCGAGGUUACUGGGAUUUAGAAUUCAUUUAUACACUGAUGCAAUACUACUUAAAAAAUGAACUAUCCUCUGCAUGGUGUUCUAACAUAACAACAACAGAUCCACGUUAUGGAACUUUAUCGUAUUUACUUGAAGGACGUAAUACUACCGCUAAUAAUAAUCACCCAAGCAGUAGAAUGUCACCAGCUGCUGUUGGUGGCGGUGGUACUGGUGGUACUGAAAACACUUCACCUAAACGUAUCCUGGGACAAUUUUUCUCUAAUCGUCGUAGAUUUACACAUUCAUCAAAGUGUAAAUAUCAUUGUCUCAUCAACAACGAUAAUAAUAAUAAUAGUAAUAAUAAUAAUAUCCCAUUAUUACUUAAUGGAAGUAUUAAAUACCAUCAUCAAAUCAAUAAAACGACUAUCAAUUCACUUUUACAUGACAAUAAUGAAGAUGAGUGCAAUAUUAAUAGUAGUCAUAAUAUUACUAACAGUAUUGAUGAUUCCUUGAGUGAUACAUAUCAUCAUUGUGAAGAACCACUUGUUGUAGACAAACAUUACAACAACAACAGCAACAAUAGGAUAAUAGAACCACCAUCAUAUUUUGAUGGUAUUCAAUCAAGAAAAAAGCAUCAAUCUGUUGAAUUUCUUUCAUUCCAAUUAAAUCAUCAUCCUACUCCAUAUAUUCCAAAACAGGUUCCUAAUAAUAAUCAUCAUCAUCAUUAUCAUGCUGAAUAUCCUACUCUGUGAUCUUUGUUUUUGUUCAAUACCAAUGUGUGCGUGUAUUGUACUGCUUCAAAAUGAGCGCCGUAAAACGAAAGAAACAUUUUCUUCUCUUUUUUUAUAUAUGGUCUUAUUUAAUAUCAGUUUAAUACUUUUGAACAAUUUUAUUAGGUUAUUUAAAAAAUAAUAAUAAUAUGCAUCUUUUUCCUUUCAUUCAUUCAUUAUUAUGCAUAUAUAUACAGAGACUAUAGUAUCUUAUAAGGUAUGUAAAAAAUUCAGUUGGAUGGUGGUGGCUGGAGGGGAGGGGAAUCUCAUUUUUUUUCCACCCUUCCGUGUGUACUACUAACACUCAUGUUGUGAGUUUAUAAACUCACGAAUCAGCAUUUCAUUAUUGUUAUCUUGAACUUGCUUGUUUUUUUUUACUAUAGUUUAUCUUAUUUUUUGUAAAAUGUUUUGCUUCUUCUUAAAUGUUGCUUGUUUUCAGUUUUUCCCGCCCCCCGCCUCUGUCUUAUAGAUACAAGAACCAAACAUGUGAACUGUUACCAUCAUUGCAAUUUUGCCUAGUACUUUGUAUGUAUGUAUGUGUGCGUGCGUGUGUUAUUCAUUGCUUGUAGUUCUUUAUAAUUUUAUUCAUUUUUAUUCCCGAGAGGAAUGUAGAUAGCUUCAAGCUUUGUAAGCUUUGAAGUCUCACUAGUUGCUGUGUUAUUUAUUCUCCUUCUUUUCGACGGGGUGAGGUUACUAGCCUCAUGCCUCCUCCCAACCCUUCCCUCUUUACCGGACUUACCUAUCGAUCAAGUGAGGUGUUUUAAGGUGUGCGUCACAUCCGAUGACCGAUUGACUGACUGAGUGAACAGACAACAAGACUUGCCUUGUAGCCUAAAGAUCUUGGAUUCGAUCUCUGGUGGGGAUAUGAAGAUGGGGGUGGUGGUGGUGAUGAGUACUUGUAACUUCUUAAUCUAUACAUAUUAAUAUAUUUUGUCUUUUGUACGUGUGUGCACGUUUAGGUGCAUCAGUACUACUAAUACCUACUGCUACUAGGAAUCUCGAAUUCAUUAGGCGUCGUCCAGUAUAACAAAUCGUGUUUCGGCUUGAUGAAUUAUCCCGGUAUUUUAUAAUGUAUUAUUACCAUUAUUAUUAUUAUUAUUAUUAUUAUUAU
Trichobilharzia regenti is the source of this 5702-nucleotide messenger RNA. NCBI's taxonomy places the organism in Eukaryota, Metazoa, Platyhelminthes, Trematoda, Strigeidida, Schistosomatidae. The record is from the annotation of a GenBank genome assembly.